CCACACACACACACAUGCGCCCACAUGCCGGCUGCUUCUUCGUGCGCGCGUUGACAGCCUGCCAGCCAGCCAGCCGAGAGCAGAGUAAAUAAUCAGCCGAGAGCAGAGGAGAGACGCAGAGAGAGAGGUGGCGGCCAUGGCGGACGCCGAGGCCCCCUUCCUUCUGCCCGCUGAAGGCGACGAGGCGGCGCCGCUGGCCGGCGUCUCCGACUUCCGCGGCCGCCCCGUGCGCCGCGCCGGGUCCGGCGGCUGGCGCUCCGCCCUCUUCGUCUGCGUGGUGGAGAUCGCGGGCAGCUUCGCCUACUUCGGCGUGUCGGCGAACCUCAUCACGUACCUGACGGGGCCGCUGGGCCACUCCAACGCCGCCGCGGCCGCAGCCGUCAACGCCUGGUCGGGGACGGCCUGCCUCAUGCCGCUGCUGGGCGCCUUCGUCGCCGACUCCUGGCUCGGCCGCUACCGCUCCAUCAUCCUCGCCUGCACCCUCUACGUCCUGGGAUAUGGCAUGAUGACUCUAGUGACCACGCUCCAGACGCAGCGGUCAUCGCCGGCCGGCGACAUUCAUUCCUCUUCCCGCCCUUCGUCGCUGCAGGUGGCCCUCUUCUACGCCUCGCUCUACCUCAUUCCUCUCGCACAGGGAGCCGACAAGCCAUGCGGCCUAGCCUUCGCCGCUGACCAGUUCGAUGCCGACCACCCCAAGGAGCGCGCCUCUCGCAGCUCCCUCUUCAACUGGUGGUACUUCUCGAUGGCCAUCGGCAUCUCCGUCGCCGUCGCUGUCGUCAGCUACAUCCAGGAGAAUGUCGGCUGGGGGAUCGGCUUCGGCAUGCUCUGUGCCAUUAUGUUAUGCGCCUUCGCCGUCUUCCUCUCCGGCACCCCCACCUACCGCCUCUAUGCGCCCACCCCGGGCGCCGAGAGCCCUUUCGCCCGCCUUGGUCGCAGCCUCGUGGUGCUCGGAAGGAGCUCGAGCUUCUUCCAUACAAAAGGAUACCAAGAUGAAGACGUCGCGGCCAAGUCGGAGGAGGCGCGUGGCGUGCUGCGGCUGCUGCCGAUCUGGGCGGCAUGCCUGGCGUAUGGCGUGGCGUACGCGCAGAUCAUGACUCUCUUCAACAAGCAAGGACGCACCCUGGACCGACGCAUUUUCGGCGGCCUGGAGCUGCCACCGGCGGCACUUCAGACGCUGGGGCCGGCGAGCAUCCUGUUGUUCGUCCCCAUCUACGACCGCCUGCUGGUGCCGGCGCUGGGGCGCGCGACGGGCAAGCCAUCAGGGCUGACUCUGCUCCAGCGCGUGGGCGUGGGCAUGGUGGUGUCGAUGAGCGCGGUGAUCGUGGCAGCACUUGUGGAGGGCCGACGGCUGGAGACUGCGAGGGAGCACGGUCUGGUGGAUGACGCCGGCGCGACGGUGCCGAUGAGCUGGGCAUGGCUGGUGCCGCAGUACGCGAUGAUGGGCGUGGCGGACGUGCUGACGGUGGUGGGCCUGCAGGAGUUCUUCUACGACCAGAUGCCCCGCGAGCUGCGCAGCCUCGGCCUGGCGCUCUACUUCAGCGUCAUGGGCAUAGGCGGCUUCAUCAGCAGCGCCCUCAUCUCCUUCAUCGACCGUGUCACCAGGAGCGGCGGUGGGGACGGCUGGUUCGCCGACAACCUCAACCGCGCCCACCUCGACUACUUCUACUGGCUGCUCGCCGGGCUCUCGGCCGCUGAGCUCGGGCUCUUCGUGUGGCUCGCCAGCUCCUACACCUACAACAACAACCACAAGAGGCUUCAGCACUGAGUGGUCACCGGAUAAAUUCCCGGUUGUGUAAAAAAAAACAUGGUCCACAUUGUUCGGUAGUAGGUAGGAAACAAAGAAAUGCUAGUAGUAUUAAGCGGAUGGCAUUUGUAAUUGCAAAUGUUAAAAUGAUGGGCGAGCCCAUUGGAAAUUGAUGUAUCCCAUCUGAUCUGAGGUGAUGCAGCUUGCAAUCAUAGAGCGGUUGCGAUC
Messenger RNA from Aegilops tauschii subsp. strangulata, 1972 nucleotides. Its product is annotated as protein NRT1/ PTR FAMILY 5.10. Gene Ontology annotation, cellular component: membrane. Gene Ontology annotation, biological process: transmembrane transport. Gene Ontology annotation, molecular function: transmembrane transporter activity. The record is from RefSeq and is a predicted model, not a curated record. Lineage: Eukaryota; Viridiplantae; Streptophyta; Magnoliopsida; Poales; Poaceae.